Trichoderma virens Gv29-8 is the source of this 531-nucleotide messenger RNA. RefSeq lists its product as uncharacterized. The transcript is spliced from 2 exons. The annotation marks the transcript as partial. The record is from RefSeq and is a predicted model, not a curated record. NCBI's taxonomy places the organism in Eukaryota, Fungi, Ascomycota, Sordariomycetes, Hypocreales, Hypocreaceae.
UAUUUUGAUGCUAGGUCUGCUUCUUCAGAUGCAAACGUUGUGUUUAGUUUUUACAACGCCGGACCAGAAUGUUUAGGCUGGUUCACUGAGAGCAAUCUAUGGUUUCAAAUACAAGGAAACUUUGUUAAUGGCAUUUCUUUUGGCAACUCAUACGUUGCUGCAAUUGACGCCAUCAUUGCUAAUGAUGCUAAAGGCCUGGCAGCAGAAUGGAAAGGGUCUGGUGUCAGUCUUCAAGCAACUAAUUUGGACUCGCUAUUGAUAACAUAUACUACAACAAUGGAGAUACCUAGCUUCGGUGUAUACGGAACAGUCACGCUUCACUCGGUAACACCUCACUAUCGUUGUGGGUUGAAUGUUGCGGGUGUGAGUGAGGAGAUCCUGCCAAAUAUUGGAUGGGCUAACGCUGUUCCCGACGGUUAUGCCGUGGUGGAUCUUGUCAUAAAAGACACGAAACUACAAUUCAGAAACGGAAUCGCAUAUCACGAUAAGAAUCGGGGCACUGCUCCAUUGGCAGAAAACCUGGAGACGUAG